Fomitopsis serialis is the source of this 1329-nucleotide messenger RNA. RefSeq lists its product as uncharacterized. NCBI's taxonomy places the organism in Eukaryota, Fungi, Basidiomycota, Agaricomycetes, Polyporales, Fomitopsidaceae. The transcript has 2 exons. Bases 80 to 1087 code for a protein of 335 amino acids. The record is from RefSeq and is a predicted model, not a curated record.
CCACGCUCAACCACGACGACGCCUGACGAGGCCACACAGUUGCUCUGCCUCCCUCACGAACUGACGACUAACCAUUACGAUGGCCAACAAACCACGGAACAGUGUCCUGUACAUGUUCGACCCUCUUGAGUCGUUGGCAACGCCACGCAGGGAUGGAUCGCCAGACUCUGGGAGCUCUGACAAGGAGAACGAUGUCCAGCCCGGAGAUGUCACUGUUUUCUUCAACAGGGUCUAUACAUCUCACAAGAACGUUGCCCCGAAGACACCGAACGGCAAGCUCAUCGACUUUGGCGAUACCACCACGAACGACGUGUGGGACUCUGGGGAGGAGGAUGUGGUUUGUACAGCUGCAUCACCCGCUGCUGAUACAUUGGAUGAAGCGAGCACGCCAAGUGAACGUGCUAUGGGGAGAAAGCCGCUCGCCGACAUCGAGAUUGAAGAGACACUCAAACUCGCCUUCACCCAGCAGUCCCCAGCCAACGAAGCCAGCGCAGACCUUGACGAGGAGGACGACGCCACACCACUCCGUGCUGUAACCGUUGCGCCUACGGGCGCACCGCUGGCAGAUGUCAUCAACUCCAUCAAUUUGUCGGCCUUGACCAUCUCAGGUUCGGCACCUCCGAGCCCUCUUGCGAACCGCAGCCCGCUCCCUCCACUGCGGGAAGAGGCGGAUGGGGACUAUUCUGACGAGGACGACGGUAUGAGGGCUGAUUACGGCGAAAUGGAAGAUACAGUGUCCAUCCCUCUGCUCAUUACCGUCAGCUCACCGACGGGCGCGUACGAAGAGUCGAAUUCCUUGACGGAUUUGGUCCUUCCGGUUUCAUCAGACUCGCCGACGGAUCGUCUCUUCGCGUCAUCCACCGUGGUACCGCUUCCCCCGACGCGGCGGCCUCUGCUGAGGAAUCGUAUCCCGAACGAUGACCCUAGACGGACAUCUGUUGAUCUGCAUACCUCUUUCAGCAUGCAGAUGCAGUCGACAGAUAUGUCGUUUGACCUGUUAAACGACAAGAUCUCCUUCCACGCCGGGGAUUCGAUGUGGGCAGGUGGUGACGAAGACGACGAGCGUUUGAUAUGGCAGCCGAGAUGAAGAAGAUGGAAGCCGCUGCUAGUGAGUACGCAUGUAGCGAACAAGGCAAGAACGAGGUCGUGGAAGGGUCUACCAGUGCAGCACCCUCGAUGCGUCAUGAGGAGCAGAAUGAAAUCUCGAAACAAUGCGGGGCUACCAAAGUUUCCGUAGAGAUUACAGCGCCCAACCAAACGCAACGGUCGCUCAGAGUCGCCAGUUCCAGGCCCCAUCACGGAAAACCGCCGGAGGUGAUUGAUACUACG